Molecule: messenger RNA, 2379 nt
Organism: Manihot esculenta (cassava)
Lineage: Eukaryota; Viridiplantae; Streptophyta; Magnoliopsida; Malpighiales; Euphorbiaceae
Product: protein LAZ1
Exons: 9
Coding region: 502-1953 (483 amino acids)
Biological process (GO): transport
Molecular function (GO): transporter activity
Source: RefSeq, a predicted model, not a curated record
AGUUGAGUUCUCUCCUACAAUUGGUUAGCUAGCUGCUAGUGUGUCGAAGUAAAUCUAGAACCAAACUCUGAUAAGAUCAGGGCCGAACAUGUCCCUGUGGUCCCAAUGGAGGAGGGGUGGUCGUGAUUUCUCAUUUUCUCUACGGAUGUAGACAGCAAGGAGUCCGCUGUCGCUAUUUCCUGGUGUCCGCAGCCCAUUCACGAAUUUGGAUUACUUUUACAAUUGGGUCCCAAUUCCAAGCGCUCUCUCUUCCUCUCCCCCGCGACCAUUCCACAACCUUCAUCACCCUGCUCUGACCGUAAGUGAUGUAAAUCGUCUAAUUCUACAUUUUGAUGGAACUUUAUUUUGUGUAGCGAUGAUAAGUUUUCUAGCUGGAUUCUCAAGUUCGAUCUGUUUGGUUGUCAAGAAAGUGUGUUUUGAAAUCAUUAGCAAUGUUGUAGUGUUGGAAUUGGCAAGUCUCAUUAUGCUGGGAUGCUAUCAGCGAGUUAGAAAGCAUAGCCCAUGAAGUAUCAGGAUAUUAUCAGUUCUCUCUUAGGCUACUCAACUCCAUUAUGGGCAACUUUGGUGUCUGUUGCUUUUGUGGUUCUAACACUUGUCUUUUCCUUUUACCUCUUGUUUGAACACCUUUCCGCAUAUAAGAACCCUGAGGAACAAAAGUUUUUAAUUGGAGUUACCCUAAUGGUUCCUUGUUAUGCCAUAGAAUCGUUUGCAUCACUGGUGAAUCCAUCAAUUAGUGUUGAUAUUGAGAUACUAAGGGACUGCUAUGAAUCAUUUGCCAUGUAUUGCUUUGGAAGAUACCUUGUUGCUUGCAUGGGAGGGGAAGAAAGAACUAUUGAAUUUAUGGAAAGACAAGGACGUUUAAGUUCUAAGACACCCCUUUUGGAACAUGGUCAUGAGAAGGGAAUCAUAAAGCAUCCUUUUCCAAUGAAUUAUAUCUUGAAACCUUGGAAGCUUGGUCAGUGGUUCUAUCAAGUUGUCAAGUUUGGAAUUGUUCAAUAUAUGCUAAUCAAGUCUUUGACUGCAAUAUUAGCAGUAGUUCUUGAAGCAUUUGGUGUAUAUUGCGAAGGGGAGUUUAAAUGGGGAUGUGGGUAUCCUUACAUGGCAGUGGUUCUAAAUUUCAGCCAGUCAUGGGCUCUGUACUGUUUAGUUCAAUUUUACACUGCCACAAAGGAUGAACUGGCACACAUAAAACCAUUAUACAAGUUCCUGACAUUUAAGUCAAUUGUGUUUUUGACUUGGUGGCAAGGAGUUGCAAUUGCUCUUCUUUCUUCCCUUGGUUUAUUCAAAAGUCCUAUAGCUCAAGGCUUGCAAUUUAAGUCGAGCGUACAGGACUUCAUCAUUUGUAUAGAGAUGGGCAUUGCUUCUAUUGUUCAUCUGUAUGUGUUCCCUUCAAAGCCUUAUGAGAUGAUGGGUGACCGCAUUCCUGGAAGUGUUUCAGUUCUUGGAGAUUAUGCAUCUGUUGAUUGCCCUCUAGAUCCAGAUGAGGUUAGAGAUAGUGAAAGACCCACAAAGUUGCGCCUUCCUCAGCCUGACGUUGAUGCCAAGAGUGGAAUGACCAUCAAAGAAAGUGUUCGGGAUGUUGUUGUUGGUGGUGGUGGAUAUAUUGUGAAUGAUGUGAAGUUCACUGUUAACCAAGCAGUGGAGCCAGUGGAGAAGGGUAUCACAAAGUUUAAUGAGAAAUUGCACAAGAUUUCUCAAAACAUAAAGAGACACGACAAGGAUAAAAGAAGAACGAAGGACGACUGUUGUAUAACUCCACCCACGCGGAAGGUGAUUCGGGGGAUAGAUGAUCCCCUCUUAAAUGGGAGCUUUAGUGACAGUGGGUUAGCAAGGGGAAAGAAACACCACCGAAAAUCUGGAUAUGCAAGCGGAGAGAGUGGGGGAGAGAGUAGUAGUGACCAAAACUAUGGUGGGUAUGAGAUCAGAGGGCGUAGAUGGGUUACGAAAGAUUAACAUCUUGAAGGGAGAGGAGGAUCAAAUCAAACUGGUGGGUGUAUUUAUCCCAGUUGCAUUACGAUGAUUUUCUUCUCAUUGUACUGCUUCUCAAGGAGAUUGAAGGUUUUAGUUCAGAUUUUUCUUCUCGAGAAGACUUGCUCAUCAACUGCUGAGGUAUUUUAUUCUAAGCCCACUGGACAGUUUGGAUUUUUAAAAUGUUGUAUAGAGUUUCCAUAAGGCUUGUUUGGCUGUUAAAGCCAAUAGAUCAAGCUGCACCCCUAAGAUCUUUCACACCUUUCUUUCAUAGCUGUCCAUAUGCAAAUUGUUGUAUGCUGUUUUGGCUACUCGACUAUUUUGUUGGCAGAUGGAAAAUCUUUAUUCAUUUGAUGAAUUGUAGACAUUAUUACAAGUGAAAAUGCCAGACUUAGCCCUUCUUUAUGCUAA